Talpa occidentalis (Iberian mole) is the source of this 993-nucleotide messenger RNA. RefSeq names its product olfactory receptor 52Z1P-like. Gene Ontology annotation, molecular function: G protein-coupled receptor activity; olfactory receptor activity. Gene Ontology annotation, cellular component: membrane. Gene Ontology annotation, biological process: G protein-coupled receptor signaling pathway. Bases 1 to 993 code for a protein of 330 amino acids. The record is from RefSeq and is a predicted model, not a curated record. The transcript is spliced from 2 exons. NCBI's taxonomy places the organism in Eukaryota, Metazoa, Chordata, Mammalia, Eulipotyphla, Talpidae.
AUGAACGGAAUGCCUGCUAAGAGCAAAAUCAACAACUUUGGCCACCUCUCUGUAACAACAUCCAAUUCUACAUCCACUCACUUCACUGCCUUUCUGCUAACUGGAGUCCCAGGAUUAGAAGACGUGCAAAUCUGGAUCUCAAUCCCUUUCGGCUUCAUGUAUCUUUUGGCUGUAAUAGGCAAUGGGUUGGUUUUGGCUGUGGUAGCUUGGGACAGAAGCCUCCAUGAGCCCAUGUAUCUCUUCCUGGCCAUGUUGGCACUCAAUGAUGUCAUUCUUUGUACUGUCACAGUGCCCAAAAUGCUUCUCAUCUUCUGGCAGGGUCCUUCUUUGUCAUCAUUUCCUGCCUGUCUCACACAGAUGUUUUUUGUCCACGCUCUGUUCCUCUCUGAAUCGGCAGUUCUGCUGGCCAUGGCUUUCGAUCGCUAUGUGGCCAUCUGUGCACCUCUCCAUUAUACAACCCUACUUACAGGCUCUUUGAUUAGCAAGGUGGGACUGACUCUGGUGGCCCGAAGUGUGAUUGUAGUCACCCCUGGAGUCCUCCUCAUUCUUCGCCUGCACUUCUGCAGGAGCACCAUCAUCCAUCAUACCUACUGUGAGAACAUGGCCAUAGCCAAGUUGGCCUGUAAUAGCAUUGCCCCUAAUAGCAUUUAUGGACUCACCGCUGCCUUCCUCACCACAGGGCUGGACUUUGUCCUCAUCUCCCUGUCCUACUGGCUAAUCCUGAGAACAGUCUUCCAACUACCUUCUAAAGAGGCCCGGAGAAAGGCCUUUGGAACCUGUGGGCCUCAUAUUUGUGUCAUCUUGAUAUUCUACACACUGGCCUUCUUUUCCUUCUUUACCCAUCGCUUUGGAAAGCAAGUGCCCAGGCACACCCUUAUCCUCCUGGCAAACCUCUACUUACUGGUGCCACCUACCAUGAACCCCAUUGUUUAUGGAGUGAAGACAAAGGAGAUAAGGGUGCGAGUACUAGGGCUCUGUAACCAACCAAAAUGA